GGAACAAGUGAGCUUUAGCAUGCAGAAGAUCACUGAGAUUUAGUCCGACCAGUCACAAACAACAAAGUCCUCAAGGAUGGUGAAGGCUGUGCUUUCUGCUGUUUUGGUGUUGGCGGUUGUUUCCUCCACCAUUGCCAAAUACAUCCCAAAGACUGGCAAGAGGAUCCCACAGACUCUGUCGAGAGGAUGGGGCGACCAGCUGAUCUGGGCUCAGACAUAUGAGGAGGCUCUCUACUGGUCAAGGUCAAGGAACAAGCCUCUGAUGGUCAUAUUUCACCUUGAGGACUGUCCACACAGCCAAGCACUGAAGAAGGUUUUCUCUGAAAACAAUGAGAUCCAGAAAACUCUUGAUGAGGAUUUCAUCGUUCUCAAUCUCAUGUAUGAAACCACAGACAAGCAUCUGUCCCCUGAUGGACAAUAUGUUCCACGGAUCCUUUUUGUUGACCCCUCCAUGACCGUGAGGGCUGACAUCAAUGGACGCUACUCUAACCGCAUGUACGCCUAUGAAACGGGUGACAUCAGCCUCUUGAUAAGCAACAUGCAGACAGCUAAGAAGCUCCUGAAGAGUGAACUGUGAGGACCUGGACUCCACCCAGUCUGUCACCACUCAUCAGAUAAAACUCUGUUUACCACUAACCUUCAUGAUUUUCAUCCUAAAUAAAAUGUACUGAUUCUUACAAUUUGUGAAGCUAAUCGUCUGGACAUAUAUUUGAUUUAGGUUGACAUGAAUCAAAUAUACUGUAAUAUGUUUGUCAAUACAACACAUUAAAACAAAAAAAUGUGUCUUA
Molecule: messenger RNA, 788 nt
Organism: Gambusia affinis (western mosquitofish)
Lineage: Eukaryota; Metazoa; Chordata; Actinopteri; Cyprinodontiformes; Poeciliidae
Gene: agr2
Product: anterior gradient 2
Exons: 8
Coding region: 77-577 (166 amino acids)
Cellular component (GO): endoplasmic reticulum
Source: RefSeq, a predicted model, not a curated record